AUGACAACUGGUAUUAAGACCGGUCUCUCAGCACCCAUGAGCAAUCGACAGGUUCCGAUUCGAGGUGUUCCGAAGCCAGAUCUUCCGAUUGUUGACAAAGUCGGAGAUUUCGGCUUCCGAGCCAGGUCGUAUCCUAUCCACGACUAUUUCGAGGGGCCGUCGGGAACAGUUGGGGAUAUCAAGAAACUUGAUCUAACGAGGGGUGCUGGCGGGGAUCCUAAAGACGAAAAGGAAGCCUUGGCCAAGCUGACCGAUGAGGAUUAUGAGAUCAUCGAGCGUCCUCCCUCUGCCUCGAAAGCCGGAAAAAGUGAGGCAAGAAUAGCUUCAGAAAGCUCUCCCGAGAAGAACAUUAAGCCACUAACCGAAAGCACUCCGCUGCCACCUCUUUCUGCCGACACGAUCAAGCCGGACGAAAGAAAUAGACAAAUGGGCGAGGAAUCGGGGGAUCCUCAUCCUCUCAAAUCCUCGAGCGUUCGAUCCGCUUCUCUGCACGAUUUGGAUGACAUCCAUCCAGUGGCCAAAGGCACGAUUCUAUUCCUAACAGUCUUCCAACAGCUGUUUGAAAAUUCAAAGAAUCCGGUUCCUUUCAUCACACUUUUUCAUAUCUUUUUUAUGACCCCGAUGCUAAUGCGAAUGGGGUUGCGUUGA
Puccinia graminis f. sp. tritici CRL 75-36-700-3 is the source of this 648-nucleotide messenger RNA. RefSeq lists its product as uncharacterized. The record is from RefSeq and is a predicted model, not a curated record. Lineage: Eukaryota; Fungi; Basidiomycota; Pucciniomycetes; Pucciniales; Pucciniaceae. The transcript has a single exon. Bases 1 to 648 code for a protein of 215 amino acids.